Molecule: messenger RNA, 837 nt
Organism: Paramecium pentaurelia
Lineage: Eukaryota; Ciliophora; Oligohymenophorea; Peniculida; Parameciidae
Source: the annotation of a GenBank genome assembly
AUGUUUUUACUAAAUUGUUUAAAAAAGAUUAUAACUCCUAUACCGAAUUGUCCACACUAUUAAAGAAAUUGCGAUAAGAAAGCUCCUUGUUGUGGUAAGUUUUACCCUUGUAGGCUUUGUCAUGAUGCUAAUUAUUAAGGGCCAAAUUCUAAUGGAUGCAAAACAGAAAUCAUGGAUCGAUAUAAUGUUACAACAAUCAGAUGUCGAAAAUGUUUAUGUGAACAACCACCAACUAAUAAGUGUAUAUAAUGUGGAAUACAAUUUGCUAAAUAUUUUUGUUCUAUUUGUAAAUUAUAUGAUGAUGAUCCUAAUAAAGAUGUGUAUCAUUGUGAUUAAUGUAAGAUGUGCAGAAGAGUAAUUAUUAUUAUUAUUCUAGGGAGUUAAAGAACAAAAUUUUCAUUGUAAUGUAUGUGGUAUCUGCUUAUCCAAAUCAAUAUAAAAUUCACAUAAAUGUUUAAAUCAAGUAGUCGAUAACGAUUGUCCUAUUUGUUUACAAAAUCUAAAGGUUUCUACAAAUUAUAUAAUGUAAUUACCUAAUUGUGCACACUUUAUUCAUUCAAAAUGCUUCAACCAAUUAAUUUAAUCCAAUUAAAGAAAUUGUCCACUUUGUAGUAUUCCUAUUGCUGUAAUUAUUUCAUAUAUUAAAAGAAAAUGACUAUAAAUGAAAUUGAAUAAUAUGAUAAAUUAGCCGAGGAUGUAAAAUAAUUAUUACCUGCUCAAAUCUAAAAUUAGAAAGUUUCAAUCAAAUGUUUGGAUUGUAGAUAAAUUUCAAGGGAUAUUUCUUCUAAUUACUAUUUAAAAUGUAGCCAUUGUGGUUCAUACAAUACAAAAUAAUGA